Messenger RNA from Triticum aestivum (bread wheat), 606 nucleotides. RefSeq names its product SKP1-like protein 1. The record is from RefSeq and is a predicted model, not a curated record. NCBI's taxonomy places the organism in Eukaryota, Viridiplantae, Streptophyta, Magnoliopsida, Poales, Poaceae. The transcript is spliced from 2 exons. The coding region runs from base 65 to 595 and encodes 176 amino acids. Gene Ontology annotation, biological process: ubiquitin-dependent protein catabolic process.
UCUUCUAGUUAGGGUUUCCUCGAUCCCCAAUUUCCCCACCCCAACCCUAGCUCCGAUCCACCCGAUGGCGGCCGCAGAGGGCAAGAAGAAGAUCAUCAAGCUCAAGAGUUCAGACGGUAAGGAGUUUGAGGUGGAGCAGGCGGUGGCCAUGGAGUCGCAAAUGAUCCGGCACAUGAUCGAGGACGACUAUACUGACAAAGGCUUGUUGCUCUGCAAUGUCAACUCAAAGAUCCUCUCCAAGGUCAUUGAGUACUGCAACAAACACGUCCAAGCAAAGGCCGUCGACACAUCUGAUUUUGGUGGAGGAGCUAGGCCGUUAGAUGCUACAUCGGCUGUGCCUGCGGCGCCCGCAGAGGACCUCAAAAACUGGGACGCCAAUUUCGUCAAGGUCGACACGGCCACCAUAUUCGACCUCGCACUGGCUGCGAACCACCUCAACAUCAGGGGGCUCCUAGACUUGACUUGCCAGACCGUCGCCGACAUGAUCACGGGAAAGACGCCAGAGGAGAUCCGCAAGAUCUUCAACAUCAAUGAGAAAUUAAGACCCGAGGAGGAGGAGAAGAUCCGCAGGGAAAACCAGUGGGCCUUUGAGUAGAGGAACAUCUA